This is a messenger RNA of Penicillium subrubescens, 1524 nucleotides long. RefSeq names its product Zn(II)2Cys6 transcription factor. Lineage: Eukaryota; Fungi; Ascomycota; Eurotiomycetes; Eurotiales; Aspergillaceae. The transcript is spliced from 4 exons. The record is from RefSeq and is a predicted model, not a curated record. Gene Ontology annotation, biological process: regulation of DNA-templated transcription. Gene Ontology annotation, molecular function: zinc ion binding; DNA-binding transcription factor activity, RNA polymerase II-specific. The coding region runs from base 1 to 1524 and encodes 507 amino acids.
AUGCGACAAACUCUUCGCCGAUCGUGUGGUGCCUGUGCAAGGUCUAAACUAAGCUGCGACCUUCGCACACCCCACUGCUCCAGGUGUAUCAAGCGCAAGGUGUUGUGUGUAUAUGCAAAUCAACCUUGGGCGGUCCAGCCGGCGUCUUCCGGGAACGAGGAUGGCAAAUCAAUAGAAUCCCUUGAGCCGCACGGCGCACUGUCAACCUACCGAUUUGGUUCUAUCGAUCCUUUCGAUUCGUAUCCUCAAACGAGGCUUCCUCGAGAACAAGUUCAACGUCUCAUCCACAGCUUUCUCCAUAAGAUCGCCUUCCAAUACUAUCCCCUCGAUCUCAAUGCAACCUCAAAUCCAUUUCUCAUUUCUUGGUGGCCCCUCGCGCUGGGAGAUCCAGCUCUGUUCCAUGUCUCACUGCAGACAGCAUGUCUUGACGAGGAGCUGAUGGCCCAAAAGGGGUUUCAAGCCUCUGAGAUCUUGAUGGUCGACUCGGUGUCUUUGCUUCGACGGAAAAUUCAAGAUGUGUCCCUAGCUGUACAAGACGGCACGAUGAACUCUGUCAUUACCCUAGCGACGAUUGAGUUCGGCAAGGGAAAUAUCGAGGCCAGCAAAACACAUGUUGAAGGCGUGAAAAGACUAGUGACCUUGCGAGGUGGCAUCGGAUCUGUGAGGCAGACGAGCCCACUGACUGCAAGAAUGGUUAGCUGGGCAUCAAUGCUCAUCCUGGGGCAUCCUCAAUUUCCAGUCCAAGAUGACGGCGGUGUUGGAGAUGGUAUACCGCCCAUCUCAGAAUGGCUGUCAUGCUCGACUACUUUAGAAAACGACACAAUACCCGAGCUUAGCUGGGUGAUUGACGACGAGGUAGUCAGAACUGCACUCGCCCGACUGCGCUAUAUCUUCAACCGGGCGGAAGGUGAACCAUUCUCCGGAACAAAACUCCACGAUCUCACAUUAUUUGUCACACAUCGACUCCUGCUCUCUGUUCCAGACACACAGGAUUCAACCUCAUCGCCAGUCACCCAAUGCAUUCGAUACGCCCUCAUAAUUUACAUGUUCAUAAUCCAGGGACCGACAUACUACUCUCAUGACGUCAUAUUAAGUUCGAUCGUCACACAAUUCAUUUGGCAUCUGGAACGUCUUGAAUCUACACCUCAUGUAUACGAUGCAUUGGAUAUCUGGCUAUUGACAAUCGGGAUUGUGGCCUCCGCGGGUACUGCGAACUACCAUUCCUAUACAGCGAAGAUCCGAGGCGUGUGUGCCUAUCUUAACCUCACAGACUUCCCCGAUGUCCUCACAUAUCUUAAAAGCAUAUGCUGGCUGGGUGGCUCGCAGGGGGAAGAUAUCCUUCGACCGCAUUGGAACGCCAUUUUAGUUGACAAUAGCUCGCUGGGACCAGCCGAACUGGCACUGGAUCUAUCGCUCAACAGCUUUGGCUUGCAAUCUACACAAGAAAAGCCGCAGAGCAACUUCGCCGUCCUCGACGACGGUGGCCUAUUUGCUGGACGUACGAAUCAAGCAGAGUGUCCUUAA